Messenger RNA from Gordionus sp. m RMFG-2023, 2332 nucleotides. Its product is annotated as cytosolic purine 5'-nucleotidase-like. The record is from RefSeq and is a predicted model, not a curated record. Bases 73 to 2169 code for a protein of 698 amino acids. Gene Ontology annotation, molecular function: 5'-nucleotidase activity. NCBI's taxonomy places the organism in Eukaryota, Metazoa, Nematomorpha, Gordioida, Chordodea, Parachordodidae. The transcript is spliced from 20 exons.
AUCAUUUUAUUUUUAGCCGACCUUUGUGUUUAAUUUUGGAUGAAUCUUUAAAAAUUCAAUCAAUAAAUAAAAAUGCUGAAUCAACGAAUGAGUCUUAUAGAUGGUAGAGUUAGUCCUAAAAUGCCCAAAACAAAUGCUCAAGAUGAUAUAGAUAUCAAGAAGAUCAGACCUGUUACAAAAUUCAAUAAGAGAGAGACGGGCCACAGAGUGUUUGUCAACAGGAGCUUGCAAUUGGAAAAAGUCAAAUUUUUUGGGUUUGAUAUGGAUUACACCCUAGCCAUGUACAAAUCACCGGAAUAUGAAUCUCUAGCUUUUGAUUUGGCACUCAAAAGGAUCGUGAAAAUAGGAUACCCAAAUGAAUUGUUGGAAGUUCAAUAUGACGCUUCUUUUCCUAUGAGAGGUCUGUGGUUCGACACAUUUUACGGGACCCUUCUCAAGACUGACCCAUUUGGUCACAUACUAUUGUGCGUUUCUGGGUUCGAUUUCCUAGACCCGCACGAGAUAUCUAAACUUUACCCAAACAAAUUCAUAAAUCUCGAUGAAAAUCGGUGUUACGUCAUGAACACACUCUUUGAUCUUCCAGAAGCUUACCUACUCACAACUCUUGUUAAUUAUUUCAAAAAUAACCCAGAUUAUACCAGGGAUGUGACCGGUGUUAAAUGUGGAGAUAUCUUUAUGUCCUAUCAAUCUCUCUUCCAAGAUGUCAGAUCGGCAGUUGAUUUCAUUCAUGCGCAAGGGUCCUUGAAAUCGUUGACAGUUCAGGACAUUGAAAAGUAUGUGCACAAAGAUGAAAGGCUGCCACUCUUUUUGGAAAGAUUAAAACAAGGUGCCAAAGUUUUCCUGUUAACUAAUAGCGGCUACGAAUAUACGGAAAAAUUGAUGACAUACCUCUUCGAUCUUCCUAUCAAGGAUGGCAAGGAACACAGGAAUUGGAAAACUUACUUCGACUACAUUUUUGUGGAUGCCCAGAAACCCGUUUUUUUCAAAGGAGGAACCAUUCUCAGACAAGUCGAUGAAAACACUGGAAUAUUGAAAAUUGGAACACACGUUGGACCUUUAAGGAAAGGCUACAUUUAUUCCGGAGGAUCGGUAGAGACCGUAAGUCAGCUAAUGGGCGUAAAGGGGAAGGAGAUUCUCUACGUAGGAGACCACAUUUUCGGCGACAUCUUGAAAUCGAAAAAGAACUGUGGAUGGAAAACGUUUCUUGUUGUUCCUGAACUCAGCAAAGAACUAGCGGUGUGGACUCAACGUUCGGACCUUUUUGAUAAGCUCAACUUCACUAUUGGUCAGUUGGCCGGAAUAUUCAAAAAUAUGGAUAUGAGAUCCCAUGAAAGACCUGACAUCAGAAACCUUCAGCACAGAAUUCAAGAAACGGUCCACGAAAUGGAUACGGCUUACGGACUCUUGGGAAGUGUUUUUAGAAGCGGUUCCCGCCAAACAUUUUUCGCAAGUCAGGUGAUGAGAUACGCUGAUUUGUACGCUGCCACUCCCAUCAAUCUUCUUUACUACCCACUAUACUACAUGUUCAGGGCUCCUGAUAUGCUCAUGCCCCACGAACUAACUGUCGAACACCAGGAGAGUAAACUAGGACGCAUAUCACCAACAGCCAUCAAUGGCGACGUCAAAGGUUUUGGUAAUCUGUUUACACCACCUCCGCGUAUCAGUAGCACUGUCGAUGCUUCGCCACCCACCCGGAGAGCCAUGUCCCUCCAGCCCCUACCCUUGGCGCCACCCUCGUCCAAAUUCCAUGGGUUCCAUGAUGAAGAUAUUAGCGAAGAAGAAGAUGUGGGUAGUUUGAGCAGCGCCCAUAGCUCCAAUAGUUCCUCUAGUAGAAGGAGUUCUUGCGACAUUUGCUUAGACAGAAAGCGGGCGUUUACAUAUAAAGUUGCCGAGUUGGCUAAAACAAAUCCUGUUGCAGCGCAAGAAUUACUUGCAUCAGAUCAACUAAGAUAUACUCGUCAAAAAUGUCUCGUCGAUCAACCUAAUGCCAUCCAUCACCAUUUCAUAAAUGUGAGCGGUACCAAUCAAGAUAAUUCUAAGCCCGGGGAUCUAUCUAGUAAAUCAGGCGCAGGGACCGAAACUGGGAAUAUAGAGAUAGAGGGAGGUGAUAUUCCGGAUGCCGAAAAGGGCAUAGGAAUUAGGAGAGGGUCCGCCAUUUAUAAUGAUUAAAGAAAUUGUUUUUAAAUUUUCGCUCAUUGAUAUAAAUAAUAUUUAGUGAAUUUUUUUAAAAAAAUUAUAUUUUCUAAUAUCAUGAUCUUGGCGAAGGGUUUUUAAUUAUGGAAAUUUUAAUUAUUCAGAGGAGAAAUGGUUUCAGAUGUUUUCACAAAAUUGU